CACCCUGAGAAAUGUUUUGCAUUCAGGUUAUCGGAGCGUUUUUUCUUUUCUUUCCUCUGAGAAAGAACGCUCCCCGCUCUAUCGCAAAUCAAAAAAACCUGCAUUCGUACCCCGGUAGAGACCGCUAACUCUUGCGUACCCGUGACCUUUCUCUCUUCUCACUUGUUUGAUGUUUUAUUUGCACACAGCAUCCGCAAACAAUGUGCUGAGACCAUGUCGGCAUCUUCAGCGUUAUGUAUGUCACGCUAUUGGAAUGCCAGCGCUCUCUUUCUACGAGUAGACUACCGGUAGGAUCGGUCCGGCAGGGUUUGCAGUUGAGUUGCUGUCGAGCAUUACGCCAAAAGAAAUCCCUCUUUGCCCUCUUUGCCCUCUUUGGAAUCGCACGAUAUGAUAAUUAUGAUAGUUGUUUUUUCUCCCCCAGUCCUAACCUACGCCCCCCAUCCCCCAAAGUACCGCGUUGCGGAGGGCAUACCCUGCUUUCUCCCGCUCGUCUUUUGGCCUUCAGGGUUGUGGGGAGUUGUUCUUUCUGCCUUUAAAGGGAGGCCCUUCCCCCCCCCCCCUCUGCGAAGAGCAGCCAGACGUGACGCCUCUAGGUGAAGACUCUCGAGAAAGCAAACCCGUCGAGACUUGCGAAUCCUUUAUCUACCCCUUCACUUCCGCCCAACCCUACAAACCACUCCCUCCACAUACCCCACUUCACAGAAAAAACAAACAAAAGCCUUCCAAACUUCACAACCUCAGAUCAGUUAAACUUCAACAUGUCCAACCUUGCCCCUGAGCCAGAAUUUCAGCAAGCUUAUAAUGAGCUCGUUCACUCUCUUGAGGGAUCCAAGCUCUUUCUGACCUCUCCGGAUCUCAAGGCUGCUUUGCCUGUCGUCUCCGUCCCCGAGCGUGUUAUCCAGUUCCGUGUCACUUGGGAGGAUGACCAAGGCAAUUUCCAAGUCAACCGUGGGUAUAGGGUUCAAUUCAACUCUGCUCUCGGUCCCUACAAGGGUGGUUUGAGGUUCCACCCCUCCGUCAAUCUAUCCAUCCUCAAAUUCUUGGGUUUUGAGCAAAUCUUCAAGAAUGCGUUGACUGGACUCAACAUGGGUGGUGGUAAGGGAGGGUCCGACUUCGAUCCCAAGGGAAAGUCUGACAACGAGAUCCGCCGCUUCUGCUACGCUUUUAUGCGUGAGCUCUCCAAGCACAUUGGUCAAUUCACUGAUGUUCCGGCUGGUGAUAUCGGUGUUGGCGGUCGCGAGGUCGGAUACCUCUUUGGUGCCUACAAGUCCUACAGGAACCAGUUUGAGGGUGUCUUGACUGGGAAGGGAAUCACUUGGGGUGGUUCUUUGAUCCGCCCAGAGGCUACUGGUUAUGGUCUUGUCUACUAUGUUGCUCAUAUGAUUUCUUAUAGCUCCGGUGGAAAGGAAACCUUCGCUGGAAAGCGUGUUGCUAUUUCUGGUUCUGGAAACGUUGCCCAAUACGCUGCCCUUAAGGUCCUCGAGCUUGGAGGAAGGGUCAUCUCACUUUCUGACUCCAAGGGUGCUUUGGUUGCCAUUGGGGAGGAGGGUUUCAACGAGACCGACAUUGAGCUCAUUGCCCAGUUGAAGCUCGAUAGAAAGUACCUCACCGAGCUCCACGCCGCUGAAGAUUCCUUCCAUACCUUCCUGGCGAGAGACCCUGUCUCCGAGCAGGAAGCUAGAGCCUUGAUCGGCAAGGGAUGCAAGUUCUUGGCUGAGGGAUCCAACAUGGGAUCUACCCAGGAGGCUAUCAACGUUUACGAGGAUGAUCGUAGAUGUCGCAAGGCCGAUGGUCUUUGGUAUGGCCCUGCUAAGGCUGCCAACUGUGGUGGUGUUGCUGUCUCUGGUCUUGAGAUGGCUCAGAACUCCCAACGUGUCUCCUGGACCUCUGAGCAGGUCGACAGGGAGCUUGCUGGAAUUAUGGAGAGAUGCUUCUGGAAUUGCUUGAACACCGCCAAGGAGUACUAUGACAUUGCCGAUGGCGAGCUUCCUUCUCUUGUUGCUGGUGCCAACAUUGCUGGUUAUGUCAAGGUUGUCAACGCUAUGAAAGCACAGGGAGAUUGGUGGUAAAACAUUUCCUUAACCUCGUUCCUAGUUUUUCCAUAGUUUAGUUUAGUUGAUUGGGUGUUGGAUCUACACUUUUUCCCCCUUCCUUUUUCUAUUCUCCUUGUGUCAUAUUCAGCUGGUCAAUUUUCUGGGAGGUGUUGUGCGGUUUUUAUGAUUCGAUGAAUUCAUUUUUCAGAGAAUAAAUUACGCAGGGCUUUUUCUCUCGA
Molecule: messenger RNA, 2272 nt
Organism: Tuber melanosporum (Perigord truffle)
Lineage: Eukaryota; Fungi; Ascomycota; Pezizomycetes; Pezizales; Tuberaceae
Exons: 7
Coding region: 759-2069 (436 amino acids)
Cellular component (GO): cytosol
Molecular function (GO): L-glutamate dehydrogenase (NADP+) activity
Source: RefSeq, a predicted model, not a curated record